GAAAUUUUACACAUUUCUUAUCCAAUUCUAUUUUACUGCUCGUCGUCAACAUCUGGACAGAUUGUCCUCGAGGUAGGAUCUCUUUUAAUAAAGAUCCAUGAGUACGUCAGAGGGUGCCCGAAAGCGCCAUAAGGCUCGGCCUAGUGGUACCAAUGUGGGGCAGAAAGAGAAGAAGAAAGUGGAGGUGGGCCAAUGGGGAAGAGCAUGGGAAGUGGAUUGGUUCUCAUUGACCGGAGUGAUUCUUUUGCUGUGCCUGGCCCCGUUCAUCGUCUUCUUCUUCAUCAUGACCUGUGAUCAAUACCAGUGCUCCAUCGGCUUGGUUCUGCUGGACAUCUAUAACGGAGACGCCAGUCCGUUGAGCAUCUUGAAGCAAGCGCCUUCAUUCACGUGGACUGCCGCCAAAAUCUAUGCCGCCUGGGUCACUUUCCAGAUGGUGCUGUAUACAUGUAUCCCAGAUGUUACCCACAAGAUCCUGCCAGGUUACGUCGGCGGAGUGCAGGAAGGAGCUCGGACUCCAGCAGGUCUGAUUAAUAAAUAUCAAAUUAACGGGCUUCAGUGCUGGAUUAUAACGCAUACAUUAUGGGUGGCCAAUGCUUAUCACUUCCACUGGUUCUCUCCCACUAUUAUCUUCGACAACUGGAUCCCGCUGUUGUGGUGCACCAACAUCCUCGGCUACACUGUUUCCAUAUUCGUGUUUAUCAAGGCCUACUUGUUCCCCACCAACCCAGAGGACUGCAAAUUCACAGGAAACGUCUUUUACGACUUCAUGAUGGGCAUCGAGUUCAAUCCACGCAUCGGAAAGUGGUUUGACUUCAAGCUCUUCUUCAACGGCCGGCCCGGGAUCGUCGCCUGGACUUUGAUUAAUCUGUCGUAUGCUGCUAAGCAACAAGAGCUCUAUGGUUAUGUGACCAACUCCAUGAUCCUGGUCAAUGUGCUGCAGGCCAUCUAUGUGUUGGAUUUCUUCUGGAAUGAAGCCUGGUAUUUGAAAACGAUUGACAUCUGCCACGAUCACUUCGGUUGGUACCUGGGCUGGGGUGACUGCGUGUGGCUGCCGUUCCUUUACACGCUACAGGGUCUGUACCUUGUCUACAACCCAGUUCAGCUCUCCACCCCUUAUACCUGGUCCGUCCUCACCCUCGGCCUGGUGGGCUACUACAUCUUCCGCUCCGCCAACCAUCAGAAGGACCUGUUCCGCCGGACGCAGGGCGAAUGUAAAAUAUGGGGCAGCAAGCCGACUUUUAUCGAGUGCUCGUAUCGUUCGGCAGACGGCCGCGUCCAUAAAAGCAAGCUGCUCACUUCGGGCUUCUGGGGGGCUGCACGUCACCUUAACUACACCGGCGACCUGCUAGGUUCACUGGCAUACUGCAUAGCAUGUGGCGUAGGGCACAUUCUGCCCUAUUUCUACAUCAUCUACAUGACCAUCCUGCUUCUGCACCGCUGUAUCCGGGACGAGCAUCGCUGCAGCAGCAAGUACGGGAAGGACUGGAAGCGCUACACGACUGCCGUGCGUUACCGCCUACUGCCUGGAAUCUUCUAGAACAGAAAGUUAUGGCUUUCCUUUUCAUAACCUUACAAAAGUGUAAAUUCUUUUUUCCUCAGUGUUCAUUUUCAAUUUAUUUUUUAUUUUUUGCUCAAUAGCCAUCAGAAUUAUUUCGGAUUUAGUACAGGAUAACUUCUCUACCUCUUUUCUUAUCAUUUGGACUUUCCUGGAAGUCUGUGAUGUAAAUUGCGAUGGUUCGAUGACCAAUUUGUAAAAUAAGCGUGUCUGUGUUUGUGACGUAUUUCUUUCCAUGUGCAGUAUGAAAGUAGGCUUCUAAACUUCUAUGCAGUUUAAUAGGCACUUACAUGUUUUAUACAAAUUCUUGUGCAGUCCCUAAAAGGAGUCCAUACAACUAAACCCA
Molecule: messenger RNA, 1901 nt
Organism: Tachysurus fulvidraco (yellow catfish)
Lineage: Eukaryota; Metazoa; Chordata; Actinopteri; Siluriformes; Bagridae
Gene: dhcr7
Product: 7-dehydrocholesterol reductase
Exons: 8
Coding region: 98-1537 (479 amino acids)
Biological process (GO): cholesterol biosynthetic process; brassinosteroid biosynthetic process
Cellular component (GO): endoplasmic reticulum membrane
Molecular function (GO): 7-dehydrocholesterol reductase activity
Source: RefSeq, a predicted model, not a curated record